This is a messenger RNA of Nezara viridula (southern green stink bug), 4677 nucleotides long. The record is from the annotation of a GenBank genome assembly. NCBI's taxonomy places the organism in Eukaryota, Metazoa, Arthropoda, Insecta, Hemiptera, Pentatomidae.
UGAUUAAUCCCAGAACAAUGCACGUUAUCUUGGGUGUUCAAAGCCACUCCCUAUUUUAUAAGUAGAUACAGGGAUAGCUUAUAAUAUUUUACCUUAACAAAGAUGCGUUUGGAAUCGUCUAACAUUUGGGCAUGUAAUAAGAACCGAUUUUUGUCUUUGCAAUUUUUUAAUAAACUAUUUAGCAAAUAAAUUGUUAUCCGAAUGAAGAGGCCGAGAGGUUGCAUAACUGUUUACGAAUCGAGUUGUUGAUAAGGGUUUGAGAGCUUGAGUGUUUAUAGAUGAUAACAAGUCAUCGUCAAAAUGUGGAAAGCUUCAGGAGGAGCCAAAUUAGAAGUUAUCGCCAAUCCUGAUGAUGAUUGGGAAACAGAUCCAGAUUUUAUUAAUGAUGUUUCCGAAGAAGAACAAAGAUGGGGUUCAAAAACCAUCAGUGGUUCUGGAAGAACUGUCAGUUCUAUUGAUAUGAAUAAAUUGAGGGAAGAGGUUACUGCCGCUGAUGCAAUUCAGAAGAAGAAACAACUUGAAGAAGGAAGAGCUGCUUUUGGAUAUGGAGGCAAAUUUGGCAUUGAAAAAGACCGUAUGGACUCUUCUGCUGUUGGUCAUGAUUAUGUUGCCAAAGUGGAAAAACAUGCAUCACAGAAAGAUUAUAGCGCAGGCUUUGGAGGGAAGUAUGGCGUUCAAACUGAUAGGAUAGAUAAGAGCGCGCUAAGUUGGGAACACAAGGAAGCCAUCCAAAAGCAUGCUUCCCAAACGGAUUACAGGACUGGCUUCGGGGGCAAAUUUGGUGUUGAAGCUGAUCGCCAGGACAAGUCGGCAGUCGGCUGGGACCAUGUAGAGAAGUUACACAAGCAUGAGUCACAAACUGAUUACAGUCGUGGUUUUGGGGGUAAAUUUGGAAUUGAAAAGGAUCGACAGGACAGCGUGGCUGUAGGCUGGGACCACAUCGAAGCACCACAGAAGCACCCCUCCCAGAAAGACUAUGCGGUAGGAUUUGGAGGAAAGUUUGGUGUUCAAGCUGAUAGACAAGACAAAUCGGCCGUAGGCUGGGACCAUAUCGAGCGUGUAGCUCAGCACCACAGCCAGACUGAUCACAGUAAGGGUUUCGGAGGAAAGUUUGGUGUAGAAUCAGAUCGGGUGGAUAAAUGUGCACAUGACUUCAAUGAAACAGUUCAACAAGUUGGAACUAAUUAUGAAAAAGAAAAACCCAAUAUUGGAUCAACAAAACCUUCCAACUUACGAGCUAAGUUUGAAGAAUUAGCAAAAGGAAGUGAAGCCGAAGCGAAGAAGAAAGUUGAAGAAGAAAGAGCCCGAAGAAGGAAAAAAGAGGAAGAGGAGAGGAAGCAGAGUGAAGCAGAAAGUGAACAGAUUGCUGUGAAAAAAGAAGACGAAGAAAUGAAACGGGAUCUUAAAAGCGUUAAAGUUAGAUCUGGAAAUCGUUCUGGGGGUGAAGCUAACAAAGCAGUAUCGGAAGAAUCUGAUUUGUCUAAAUCUGCUUCUUCGAUUCAAAAGGAAGAUGAAGAACCAAUAGAAACCCUACCUGUGCAAUCGAAAAAAGAAGGCUCAUUGCAUUCUAUUAAAUUGAAACCAGAAGGGUCUGAUCCGAAGAAAAGGCGUGAGCGUCAAGAGGGAGAGCCUAACCUCUGUCCUGUUGUGCAGCCGGCCAGUGAACCUCCGGACGCUGCCGGCGAGACCAUAAGGCCUCACUCUAAGGAGGGACACAAGUCGGACACAGAUUGUGUUACUACUUUGCUCGAAGAAGUCCUACAGUGCAUGCACUUGGAACUGUGUGACAUAAGAUCCCGGCAGAUGUUUACGUUGCAAAACAUUGGCCAGAUGAGGGCCGAAGUGAUACGGCUUCGCAAGGACAUGGCUGUGUACAAAUUAUUUAUAGAUACCGUAAUCCGUGAAGUUUUGAAUUGUGAGGAAAAGGAGAUGUUGAACAAGAUGGCCGAACAGUCACAGGAUUGUUCUCCAGAUGAUGAUAGCGGUUACACUGCAAUAGCCCUCUAUGACUACCAAGCAGCUGCCGAUGAUGAAAUUUCUUUCGAUCCAGAUGAUAUCAUUACCAAUAUAGAUAUGAUUGACGAAGGCUGGUGGCGUGGAUCUUGUAAUGGACAAUAUGGCCUCUUUCCUGCCAACUAUGUCAUACUCCAAUGAAGGGAUGCUCAAUAUGUCGCCUUAAUGGCAAGUUAUUUAUUUAGUGUUUAUAAACUGCUAAAUAAACUGCCUAAAUUAUCUUAACUUACUUAAUAUUUAUUUUAAUUAUUACAUUGUUUUAGCCAGUUUUAUAUAUGUAGGAUUAUUUUACUUAACUGAAUCGGUUUUUUUUAUUUUAAAUAAAAUAAUGAGGAACAUUUUUAUCAAUUCAAAAUGAACUCAUUAAGAACUGUAUUUUUAUUGUGUUAUGUCAAUGUUUGGAUUGAAACUGAGGUAUUUCCAUAUUUACCAUAGUUUUACAUAGCUGCUUUACAGUUGGAAUGUGUUAAAAUGCUUUCUAUUUUUUUCUUUAUUUUGGGAUAUAUGAUAAGAUAAAGAGAAGAAGCUAUUAAAUGUUGUCAUUUGCCUUUGGAAGGUAUAAGGAUAUUGUUGUCACCGUUAUCUGUUUUUAUAUUGUUGUCACCAUUAUCUGUUGUUUUUUUUGUGUCAUAGGUUUUGUUAGUUGGAGUUGUCUUUGACAAUGGCCGAAGAAAAAAGCAAUCAGUUUUACUGUUAGGUUAUUUAGUGGUUGUUGUGUCCUUAAGAGUAAGGCUCUGUACAAGAUCAAACUGUUGCAACAUGCUUGACAAAACUUCUUACAGUACAGGUAGCUGCUUUGAAAUUGGAAAAAUUCUGUUGUGAAUUUUUGCAGCAACUAUUGUGAUUUGGUACAAUUUUUGGAAGUCAAAAGUGAAAUUAAAUUACAAGGACAUGAAGGAUGUGGAUUAUGACAAACUGUUCGUGAAGAUGAAGAUGGAUCAAAAUGCCGAUGAAGCUUUAGCGUGAAUACAGAGUGGGAGUUGAAGAUAUACCGUCACUUUUUUUGAGCUAUUUCAGUUAUAUACAUUUUUUUAGGAACCAUUUGGCUCAAAUCUAAUUUCCAAUGUAGGAGGGAUCAGGAGGCAAAGUUGUACUAUGAAUGUUGGUCUGUUAUCCUAUGAGGGAAGUUAUACCAUUGCAACAGUUUGAUUCCCUAUAGAGGAUUUUACUGUUAAAAAAUAAAAUAAAAUCUAACUCUUUAGUCAAAAAGAAAAGAAAUUAGGAUUUUGGUAACAAGAAUGGGAAUAAUGAAACAAAUAUAUAAUUUAUUUCUAUCUAGGAAUGUAGAGCAUACAUGUUACUACAUGUAUGCUCUACAUUCCUAGCUACUGCUGGGAGGAUUGAGGUAGAAGUCUUCUUUUAUCAGAUGGUCUACGCUCCCAACUUGCAGCCUUUGGUAUUGGCAGGUAAAUCAUUUCUAUUUUGUUUUCUUAAAGCAGCUGUCGGUUGAUGGCAAGGACCAAUACAAGAAUGCUCUCUACUUUACCCUUUUCAGUUGUGCGAUAUUGAGUAGGACAAAUGCAGCCAGGUUUCCUUCUGCUCCUGCUCCAAUUGAAUAAAAUUUGUUGCCUUUGGUUAUGGAGUGGGUACUAAUUAUGCUAUCGAUCGAGUAAUCGAAUAUAUUUAUUGCUUAUAUAAUUUUUUUUUAUAUGUUUAGGUAAUAAUAGUGAAAUGGAGUUGGAUAAAAUAUACUAUUUAAUGUUAUUAAUAAUUUGAUUACUAAAAAGUAAUACUUCAUAUUUGCAAAAAAACUGAUUUGCUGUUGUGAAAAACUGUAUUAAACACAAUCUUAAAAUUGUUCAAGUUUGUGUGUAUUUUUGAUGACUCUAAGGAGGUAAACCAUAUCAAAAUACAACAGUAUUUUUCAAUUUCUCGACAGUUGUUUUUAGUGAUAAUACGAGUUGUCUCAAGAAAAGUUGAUUGAUCAUCAGAUACUAGAUGGUAUGAAAAUCUGCGUUACAGACAGAUGGGCCUCACCUGCUUCAUGACAUUCAUUAUUGAUUUCAACACAUGAAUUUUUUUGGCAGUUAUGAGGUGUCACUUAUUUUUUAUCAAAUUGUUAAUUUUAUUUGUAAUAAAAAAUGUCUUUCAGUUAAUGUGCUCAUUUCAUUGAUUGAGGUUUUAAAUGUGUAAGUUGAACUAUUUCAAAUUGUUCAGUUUAAUAUAUCUAAAAUAUUUAAUGAAAUGUGAUUUGAUUUAACAUUAUUUUGUAAGGAUAAUGAUAACAACCAAAUUUAGAAAUAAAAAUAGUUUAUUGCGAUCAGUUGGAUCUAUAUGAUAUAUGAUUAUAACAUUAUAAUAAUUGCAAAAUUGCAAACAGAAAUAUAAGAAGUUGUCAUUAGUGAAUUUAGAUUUACAACUGAUCUUUUUAGAUUAAACUGACCUGUCUUCAUUUGAUGGAGUAAUAUUUUUUUUUUUUUAUAACUUAUUAGUCCAUUAAAUUAAUUAUAUAAGUUAGUUUACAUAGAGCAUUGUUUGUAACAUUGCUACUUUUUUACUGUCACAGACCUUAAUAAUCUUUAUUUUUUCUCUAACUAAUGUUAUGCAUAUCUUUUCCUUUAUUAUUAUUAUUGUUAUUUUGAUAAGUUUUUAUAUAUUUACAUCAUUCAAUUUUUUAUUGUAAACUUAUUAAAUUUAUAAAUGGUAUUUUUAUUUCUGUUGGUA